This is a messenger RNA of Didymella exigua CBS 183.55, 1582 nucleotides long. RefSeq lists its product as uncharacterized. The record is from RefSeq and is a predicted model, not a curated record. The transcript is spliced from 2 exons. Bases 73 to 1383 code for a protein of 436 amino acids. NCBI's taxonomy places the organism in Eukaryota, Fungi, Ascomycota, Dothideomycetes, Pleosporales, Didymellaceae. Gene Ontology annotation, biological process: maturation of SSU-rRNA. Gene Ontology annotation, cellular component: cytoplasm.
AAAAUUUUUGGGACUCGAGAAACCCCCGCGGUAAACAUUCGCGUUGUCCCUUAAACCUCACAACGCUUCAGCAUGCCUCCUUACGAAAGCGAGUCCUCCGAUGAGGGCGAGGACUACACCGAGACAAACGUUCUGCUCGGCUAUGCCACCAAGGAUGCUACAGGCGACGCCAUUUCUCACAUUGGUGGCGCACCUAACUGGAUAGACGACAAGACAGCACCACAUGGCUCGCUCGCAAAAUGCAAAGUCUGCAACGGGCUUCUCAGCCUCCUGCUUGAGCUCAACGGCGAUCUUCCCAACCACUUCCCCGGUCACGAACGAAGACUGUACAUCUGGAGCUGCAGGCGCAAGGCAUGCAGGAGGAAAGAAGGAAGUGUGAGAAGUAUUCGUGGAGUGCGCAUUCCGAAGGGCGCAUCCGCCAGGGCAAACGCGAAGCCAGAGAAGAAAAUAGUCGAGCAAGAGGAAGAAAAGCUGCAGCCCAAGAUCGGAGAGUCGUUGUUCGGCGUGAAGAACAGCACGAGCUCGACGGCACCGGCAAACCCAUUCUCGAACCCGUUCUCUUCCAACUCGAGUAGCGCCGCACCUGCGAAUCCAUUUGCUUCGUCAGGCGGCGCAAACCCAUUCGGCGCGCUGGCAGCUGCACCACCUACACCUGCAAUCGAAGUAACAUCCGAGGAGAAGAAAGAUGAAGCGUCUACAACGCUCCCUGAGACUUUCGCACAGAAAGCGCGCAUCUCUACUCCAGCAACAACCACACCACAAGCUCCACGACCCCACGAGCCCUGGCCAGCAGAGUCAGCAUUCCCCACACCAUUCCCCAACUACUCGCUCGAUGCCGAGUACGAGACCCUCUCCGCCGAAGCACCCAUAAUCCCACAGAACGUGCGGAUGAUGGACAUCGACGAGGGCGGAUCCAGCAGCGGAGGCAAAGAAGACAAAGAGAUAUACGAGUCCGCACACGAUGCCACGUUCCAGAAGUUCGCAGACCGCAUUGGCCAGAACCCGGAGCAGAUCCUGCGCUACGAGUUUAAGGGAAAGCCGCUGCUGUACAGCGACACAGACACCGUCGGCAAGGCUCUCGCGCACCACUCCGAGAACGGUACCUCGAGCAAUGCGAAAGUGCAGACGGCAGGCAGGGGCGCAGCGGGUAUGCCCAGGUGCCAGAACUGCGGUGCCGAAAGGGUGUUUGAGGUCCAGCUCACGCCGCACGCCAUCACUGAGCUUGAAGUAGAGGAAAUGAGCAUCGAUGGUAUGGAAUGGGGCACAAUUGUCAUGGGUGUUUGUAGCAAGGACUGCAAGCCUGCUGAUGUUGAAGACGGGCAGAUUGGGUAUGUCGAGGAGUGGGCUGGUGUGCAGUGGGAGGAGGUUGCAUCAAAGAAAUGAGCCCAGACUCGGCAGGGCGCUUGAAAUCAUCCAGCAACUUUUGAGUCGGCCCCCCCGCGUCGCUUUGAACAUGGCGCUCACAGUAGACACCGUGUGCUUGUAAAUCCAUGUCCGCGUCCUGGUUCACGUUUGGGCCUAUGCGUGCAUCAUGACAUAAUGCCCGGAGCAUUCAAUACAACCAGCUCCCCUUAGAUUCCUC